This is a messenger RNA of Amyelois transitella, 1620 nucleotides long. Its product is annotated as kelch domain-containing protein 3. NCBI's taxonomy places the organism in Eukaryota, Metazoa, Arthropoda, Insecta, Lepidoptera, Pyralidae. The coding region runs from base 107 to 1246 and encodes 379 amino acids. Gene Ontology annotation, molecular function: chromatin binding; protein binding. The record is from RefSeq and is a predicted model, not a curated record. The transcript has 5 exons. Gene Ontology annotation, cellular component: cytoplasm.
UCAAAAACAGAUAUAUUUAUCGAUUGACCUCAACUUGAAUUACUUUAAACAAAAAUAAUUCUAUCAAAAGUUAUUGCAUUUAUUGGCAUAUUAAACCAGAAUAAAAAUGAGAUGGACAGUUCAUAUAGAAGGUGGGCCAAUGCGCGUAAAUCAUGCGGCUGUUUGUAUUGGAGAUAAAGUUUAUUCAUUCGGUGGUUACUGUUCCUCCGAAGAAUACAAAGAUUGGGAGCCAAUUCCCGUCCAUGUUUUGAACACCGAAACACUGCGAUGGGCUGCCGUUAAUUAUGUAAAGAAUGACGUUGUCCCUUUCCAAAGAUAUGGCCACACUACAGUAGCUUAUGGAGAUAAGGUUUUUAUGUGGGGUGGCAGAAACAAUUCAGUAGCAUGUGAAACACUAUCUGUUUUUGAUACAAAAUUAUUAGAAUGGUCCGUGCCUACUGUUUCUGGCAUGAUUCCCUUUGCUAAAGAUGGCCAUUCAGCAUGUGUUAUAAAUAACAAAAUGUAUAUAUUUGGUGGGUUUGAGUAUCUGACUGACCAGUAUUCACAAGAAGUCCACUGUUUGGACCUGGAUACGCUUCAUUGGACGUAUUUUGAUGCCUGUGGUGAUAUACCUUCUCAUCGUGAUUUCCAUACGGCGGUUCCUGUCGGUGACAGGAUGUAUGUGUUUGGGGGAAGAGGUGAUCUUGAUAGCCCACAUAAUUCUCUGGAAGAAGUAUACUGCCCCCAAGUGUUCUAUUUAGAUACAAAAGAGAUGAAAUGGGUUGUCACAAAGCCCACUGGAACAUGGCCUGAAGGCAGGCGUAGUCAUUCUGCAUGGUUCCAUGAUGGCUACAUGUACAUUUUUGGUGGUUUUAACGGGAACACCAAAACCCACUUCAAUGACUUAUUUAGAUAUUCAAUUCAAGGGAAUUACUGGCAAGAAGUACAUGUUCUUGGAUCUGCUCCUUGUAAAAGAAGACGACAAGCCAUUUUAUUGUAUAACAAUAAAGUAUACUUAUUUGGAGGCUCCAGUCCAUGCCCACACACAAAUAGUCGAUCAGUUGACCUCAACAAUGAUUCAGAACGGCUGACAGACAACAGCGAUCUUCAUGUCUUAGACUACUCUCCUACAUUAAAGACGCUUAGUAUUUUAUGUGUGUUGGAGCACAAUUUAGACCAGUCAUCCUUGCCACGUGAUAUAGUACGAGAUAUUCAAUUAAUGGUGUUGCCAAACCGAAUAAGCAGGCCCUUUAAUCAGGCAGGCUAAUGCUACCAAUUUAUUUUGCAACUUACCCAUCAGAACUUUUGUUAUAAUUUGACUUUAUAAAAUAAGAUUAUAAUAAAAAAACUUUGUUCUCUUUGAUGUUUAGGUUGAUAACUGUAGUCAACUCUGUGGGCAGUUGUCACAGACAUACUUAUGACCAAAUACUCAAAGAUACAUUGGUUUGACUUUAACAGAAUCUUCAGUUUAUUUUUAUUUCUAAAUUAUAUUAACAGCAGGAGAGUAAAAUUAAAUAUAUUUAUUGAUUCUCCUGAUUUCUUUAUUGUAACAGUUAUGUUUGAUACAUUUGAGUGUUUGGCCAUAAGCCAAAUUUAAUUAAGUAAAAGAGUUUAUUAUUGCAAUAUAUUUAACAACACUUA